Molecule: messenger RNA, 1507 nt
Organism: Trichoderma atroviride IMI 206040
Lineage: Eukaryota; Fungi; Ascomycota; Sordariomycetes; Hypocreales; Hypocreaceae
Source: RefSeq, a predicted model, not a curated record
CGGAGAGCUUCUACUCCUCUUCGACUUCCCAAGUGUAGCAUUUGUGACGCACGGCUAAAUACGGACUCAACCAACACACAGCACUCACAUCUCCGCAAAUUACACCUAUAAUUUCCAUUCAACAAUUAAAAUGAAAAUUAUUCCAGAGAGCCUAGGUCUUAACAAGCACGGCAAAUAUCCUCUUAGCUAAUGCUACGACGUACUCACCUCCUCAGCUCGGUGAGGACCCCUAAAACAGGAAGCUAGCAAGAAUUCGGGGUCCCGCAUUCCUGCAGAGCAUGUGCGCGUACCGCUGAGCUCUAAUUUAAGUCUCAGGUACUCUGAAGCCCACCCGAAACCAACGGGAAGUCAGCUCCGAGUAGCCUAAAAUGAUCAGUCUGUGGGGUAAUUGUCCUAGAUCAGCAAGUACUCUAUACCUUGACGGUACAAAGUCGGAAGAUGUAUUUGUGGCUCCCCAUCCCCACAGCCGCAUGCGGGGCAUCCCCAAACGCUUAAACCUGCUGGUCCAGAUCGGGUUUCACCACACCAAAGAAACGUUGGGGAGUCGAUACUCGACGAAGAGGUGCAUAAAGUAUGCUAGGUAGGAGCAGCGGGAAGAAAGUCAAGAUGCAAAGACAUACAACAUAGCACGAUGAAUUCGGACUGAGAAUAUCUCUCUGCACAUGCGGCUCACAUCUCUUUACUUGUUCUAGGCAGGAAGUAUAACGGCGGCGUUCCCAGUCUUACAAGUCGGUGAUGAUCGCCCAAAUAGCCAAGACAAACAUCUUACACGACUUCAUGCGAAACACACGAAACAUACAAUAGGCCUAUAGAACGUCCAUGAAUACAAGAGUAGAAAUUUACCUAUCUACCUACCUACCUACCUAAUUUCCUGAUAACCCAGUGCCUUGAUUGCUAAAAAAAGAAAAAAAGAAAAAGUCCAAAUCUCAAAAAGGCUCCGUAACUGCCGAUCCGGCGGGAUGUUAUUAGGAACCAAUAGCCUGUAAAAUACCAAACAGAUACAACGAAAGACCAAAUCAGUACCGCAAUACACUGCUCCCAAACUCAGAUACAAACGCCAGGCAGCCCUGCAAGGACCAGCCUCCAAAAAAUAAAAACCAGAGUGGUCAUCCAUACUCCACGCCAAGCCACCACAGCGGUAAUCGUCCUGCCAGGAAUAUACAAACCCCCCCCCCCCCAAAAAAAAAAAACGAAGAGGUCAAAUGUUCAACAAGUCCCAAAGCCGUCAGACGCCGUCGGGUACCGACCGACACUGAGGAAUACAACAAAGCCAAGCAGGCAUCUCGUGAGGGAGAAAAAAAAAAAGGUAUCUAAGUAAUUCAGGGUCCCAAAGGAAGCGAGAGAAAGAAAAAGGGUACGAUGCGUGACGAUAACGGCAAUGUUGUAUGUCUUACUCGGGAAACAUCUUCUUCAUCUCCUCAUCGGUGAGGUGGAUCUCGUGUACGGGAUCUCGUCUAUUUUCCAGAGGGACGUAGUAGCAGUCGACAUAGGAGGGAAGGAAGAUUUC